UGGCCUUUACAGCCCUCACUGGGGACGGUGUGGGCCUCCUGCACUCAGUGGAUGCUCUGCUGGAGACGUUUUCUUAGUUUCCACGGAAAGAAAAGUUUUCUGCUUCCACAAACUCUUUCAUUUUGAGUUACCAGAGGAUUUAGAGGUUUUCCUUCGAACCACCAAACACCACAGAGUCAUGGCAGUCCAGCAGCAGGUUGUUUCAGUGACAACCCAUACAACCCAUAGUUCUGGCACAUGGACCACAGGCCUCUGCGACUGCUGCUCAGACAUGGGCACAUGUUGCUGUGGCCUGUGGUGUUUCCCCUGCUUGCAGUGCCAGGCUGUUUCACAGUUCGGCUGGUGUUUCUGCUUGCCCCUUCUGGACUGCUGCUUGACCGUCUCCUGCUGCCUCCGCAGCAAGAUGAGAGAGCGCUAUGGCAUUCAUGGAUCCUGCUGCGAUGACUGCUGCACACUGUGUUUCUGCUACCCGUGUGCCUGGUGCCAGAUGUCUCGUGAGAUAAAGAUCCGUGCUCACGCCACAAGUUCUACUGUAGUUACUCAGCAAAUUCGUGCCUAAGCGGACUGCUGCACACAGCUGUUGUUUUACAGUUCAGAAAUAAAAGUUCACGUUCAGACAAAA
This is a messenger RNA of Pygocentrus nattereri (red-bellied piranha), 622 nucleotides long. Its product is annotated as cornifelin-like. The transcript has 4 exons. NCBI's taxonomy places the organism in Eukaryota, Metazoa, Chordata, Actinopteri, Characiformes, Serrasalmidae. The record is from RefSeq and is a predicted model, not a curated record. The coding region runs from base 179 to 559 and encodes 126 amino acids.